ACAGAAAUCACAUUACAAAUGAAUCAAAACGCCAUUGGACGUGUACAAGUUGUUAAAUAUUUGUUCAAAAUUAUUAAACACAUAAAAUGAAGAUUGACAGCCAGGAACAACGGUUUCACAGAGAAAGACCGUGUCUUAAGGUGCUGUUUACUGGUCUGUGUCUGGGAAUGAUGUGUUUCUUGGUUAUGUGGUCUUGUAUGGGUUUUAAAGAAAAAGAGAAGCAGCCUCCACACAGCCUUUUGUUUCAGCACUUUGCAAAACUUCACAACUCCACAAACUCCUUCAGCUCUUCUGCUGCUGAUGUCUCAGAAAUCAGUUCAAAAGAGUCACCAACAAACUCAUUUUACUCUGAAUUUGGAAUCAGUUCAGCACGGUACUCCAGUUUACAGCAGGCUCUCUACUGGGCUGGACCAGACAGAUCAGUCACAGCUGUGUCCAUGAGUACAAGUCCAGUUCACUCGACAUUCAUCAUUCAGAACCUGAAAGACAGCUACCAAAUAGGAGAGAAGAUUUAUGUUAGGAUCCAUGCGAGAGAUUUUAACAAUAAUUCCAAACCUCAUGGAGGGGACUUCUUUCAAGCCAAGCUGUUCUCAUUCAAAACACCCAUAAAGGCCAGUGUGUUUGGGGAGGUGGUGGACUUGCUCAACGGCUCUUACUCUGUACGUUUUCUUCUGCCGUGGGUGGGACAGGCACAGGUGGCUGUGCGUCUGAUCCACUCCAGUGAAGGUGUGCAGGUCCUCAAGCAUCACAGAGACACUGAUUCUGACAGAGUUUUCUUUAAUGGAUAUUUUAAAGGACCUGGACCAAAUGGGACCAGGCUAAAUGAAAUAGUGAAGUGUAAUGUGAAGUGGGACAAGAAUGGACUGGAGAGGGUGGGAAAAGAAGAUUGCUGCUGUGAAUACAAAGAUUCUCGCACUGGAGAGGAAUGGCGCUGCCAGAGACCCAAAUCUCUGCCAUGCAGUGCCCGUGUGUACCACUCCAUGGGAGGAUAUAUCAAACGUGUGACUGCCAAAGAAGCAAAGUUUAUGCAGCAAACCAACAAAGGUAUCAAUGGGCAAAAAAGCUUUAUUAACAUUCUUCCCUCUAAUGAAAGUGCAAGAAUGGAUGUACGAGACAAAUGUCGUCCUGGUUUGCACUCACCAGUUCCAGCGGGCUUUUAUCUGAAUGAUGUGUGGACGUCCUUUGUGUGUAAAACUCGUCAAUUUACUCCCCAAACAACAACACAAUGCCUGAAGGACAAACACAUCUACAUGAUGGGAGAUUCUACUAUGAGACAGUGGUUUGAGUUCUUGCUGAAAGCUGUACCAAGUUUGAAGCGGAUGAAUCUGCAUGUUCAGUAUCAGGCAGGACCUCUUCUAGCAGUGGAUGUGGGGAACAACAUUGACUUACACUGGAGAGCUCACGGUGUUCCUCUGCGCUGUCGGAAAACUGAAGUUGCUAAUCUGCACUACAUCAGUAAUGAGAUUGAGGAUCUGGCUGGAGGACCUCACACUGUUAUUGUCUUUAAUCUGGGACCACACUUCACCACAUACCCUCUGGAUUUCUUCACCCACAGAGUGUUGAGAAUCCGCAAAGCUGUUGUAGAUUUAUUACAGCGAGCACCAGAAACUACUGUAAUCAUCAAAACUGUCAACACUGGCUAUAAGGAUGUGUUUGGCAGUGACUGGUAUUCUCUUCAGUUGGACAGAAUUCUGCGGUGGGCUUUUCAGGAUGUUGGUGUUUAUAUUUUGGAUGUAUGGCAAAUGACAUCCUGUCACUACAACAAAGAGAACAUUCAUCCAGGGCCUGUCAUCAUCAAAAAUGAGAUGGACAUUUUUCUUUCUUUUAUUUGCCCUGAAUGAAUUUCUCAACGUGAGGCUAAAACCUGAAGAUACACGAUUAGUUCUUGGGAUAUGGGAAACGGUGUCAGAAACUGAUAAUGGUAGAGGAAUUAAAAUUAUGCAGGAAAAUUUGUAUAUAUAAUACUUAUGCAUAUUGCAAAACAAGCACAAAAAUGAAUCUGUGAGGUGAUGAUGUUGACAACUGCACAACACAAAUUAAAAAUUAGAUUAAGUUUUAACCAAUUAUAAAUGGUCAGUAAUAAAUCAAAGGAGCUUUUAAACAGAAAAGUAAAAUAUAAUAAAUAGAGUAAAAGUGAGUUUUAUGAGCAUAAUUUGUUUGACAUAAUCAGGGUAAAAUCCACAUGGUGCGAAGGCACAUGAUCAAAGUGUGUUUCAUAAUGUACUUUAACCAGUAUUUACAAAAUGAAGUCAGAGAGGUGUUGCUUUUGCAUGUUGUUGAUAAAUACCAGUUGUGAAAUAUCACAACAUGCUCAAGCAGUCACAUCAAAAAUGUCAAAAUGUCGUGCCUCAAAGGACCACAGUGCUACAUAAAUACAGACAUACAACAGUGGAGUAAAACAAGAAUAAACCUACACAAACUAACCUACUAAUUUAUUGAGAGAGUGACUAAAUAUACUACAGUCUACAGUAUAUACAGAUGCUACAAAUAAAUACUGUAUGUGUGCAAGGAGAACAUUGUAAACAUUGGAAGUCAGGCAGAUAGCUGGGGAACAGUGCAAGAUGAUUUGUAGUGCAAGCAUGUAAACAUAGUACAUGUUAUUGAGUCUUUUGUGAGAUUAUGUACACACAGCAGUGUGUGUGUAAAAAGUGUCUAGUGCACAUAAGGGAGAGCGUGUUACUACAGGUGGUUUUGAAGGCCCUCUCACCUGUGAGUAAGCACACUCAGAUUUGCACGAAAAGGGGUUGUAUGGGGUUUCACAGGGGCCAGGUUGAGUUGAGCUGAGUGCUCUCAAACUUUGGGGAAAAAGCUGUUGAGCAAUCUGGAGGAGUGGGCUUCCUGAUGGUGUGUUUCAAUGUGGCAUAAUUUAAAGGAAUAGUUCACCUGCAAAAUGAAAAUUCUGUCAUCAUUUAUACCCUGUUGUAAAUAGUGACAGAAUGUUCUUCUAGAACAACACACCCCAACUCUUAUUACAUUCUGGUGGUGAUUGUCAAAAAUUGCAUUAUAAACUGACAAUCUGUCAAUUCACACCUUUACUUAAAUAGGUAAUACUCAGUAGUAUUUACCAUAACCUUUGUUGGUGGUGUUGGCUUUGAACCAAAUAAAACAUGUAUUAUGUUGCUAUAGAGCUGAAAAUACUUGAGCAAGAUAGGGUUCGGUUAAAAAAUAAAAACUGAACAUCGCUGACUGCUUAUGAAUUAGAUCAAUGUGGCAUAACUAUCAGAACAAAUUCUUCAUUAAAAUACUUUAUUAAAUUCUUCAGAUCUGAAAAAUUCCUGUUGUUCAUUUAAACAGCUAACGUAGAACUAAAAGUGAUCAGUGAUUACUUUUAUUCUUUAGAUGUAAGCCUAUAAUUAAACUCUAAAAUUAGAUAUUUCUGAAGUAGAAUUCUAACACAAGGCCUUUUACGCAUCCAACAAGUGCACAUUUUCAAUGACAAAGUAGAAAUGUUAGUUGUGGAAAAAAUGUGAAAAUGAAACAAUAGCAAAAUUUCACUGCUGGAUUAUCCAUCUAGUGUUACACAAUUUGAUUCUUUCAAUCGUAUUAUAAUAAGCUAUUCAAAUCUAAAACAUCUGAAAACAAUGUGUUUCAUGCAAUAAUAUUAUUUUCCAAUAAUAUAUUUUUUUCAGCACAUUUGGAUGGUCAAGAAACAAUCUGGAAUUAGAGGUUAAAACCAAAUCUAUAGAACUGUGCUUUCAUGUAGUGUUUCUGGUCUAACAAGAUCAAAGUCAUGGGUUUGAUUGCCCGGGAGCAUUAUAACUGCACGUAUUAGGUUCCAGUUAAAACCAUUAUAAUAAAACAAUGCCUCCACAGUGAUUCUGAACCUGUACACAAAAAAUGCUCAGAGUCAGUGACGCACCCAAACGCAGUUGUCAAGGUAGUAUUUUGGAAUGUAGCCUAUCCAGUCUAAUACUUCAUUUCAAUGGGUGGUUUAAAUGUCAUAUUUUCUUAAACCAUCCCUAAUAAAAUGUCUGGAAAAACCUGUUUAAACAGUGUAUAUCAUGCAUUGUCCUGUGAUCUCAGAUUUAGCAUCAGCUGCCAAAAGUGUAUGCAAUAAUAUAAUAAUUAUAAUUAGUAGUAAUCAAUUGUAUAAGGUUGUGCAUAAUUUUUGGCCACUCCUGUGUCUUCACGCCCAUGGUUCAUAGCUUAGUCUGUACUGUCAACGUCAUUGCUCAGUGAUGCACCAGGGGGUGUGUAAUUUUCUUUUCAGAGUCAUUGUCCCAUGUCCUGUUCCUUUCAAAGACUUAGCAUUCAUGUUGACCUGAAGUUGUGACGCUCACAUUAUCAUUGUCACAAUCUAAUUUGUAUCAACAGCAUCACAAAUGGUUUUCUUUUAACAUGCACUCUGAAGAACGCAGUUAUGACAGGAGUUGUUUUAUUAUUUAAGAAAAUGAAAAACCUUUUUACGAAAUUUCCAAAGAGAAAUUAGUCAUAAAAGUAUUUCUAAAUCCCUAAUUAUAUUACAAUAGUUUGCACUUAAAAAUGGCAUAUGUAUUAUACACAUCAUACACUCAAUGCUGGGUUGUUUCAACACA
Messenger RNA from Triplophysa rosa, 4535 nucleotides. RefSeq names its product NXPE family member 3-like. The record is from RefSeq and is a predicted model, not a curated record. Bases 87 to 1841 code for a protein of 584 amino acids. The transcript has 8 exons. Lineage: Eukaryota; Metazoa; Chordata; Actinopteri; Cypriniformes; Nemacheilidae.